This is a messenger RNA of Cyphellophora europaea CBS 101466, 5391 nucleotides long. RefSeq lists its product as uncharacterized. The record is from RefSeq and is a predicted model, not a curated record. Bases 1 to 5391 code for a protein of 1796 amino acids. The transcript has 2 exons. Gene Ontology annotation, biological process: microtubule-based movement; mitotic spindle organization. Gene Ontology annotation, molecular function: ATP binding; microtubule motor activity; microtubule binding. Lineage: Eukaryota; Fungi; Ascomycota; Eurotiomycetes; Chaetothyriales; Cyphellophoraceae.
AUGAUGGUCGCAUCCCCUCCUGGGUCGCCGGACGCCGUCACCCGUUCACGACCGCAGUCGAUGUAUGGUGCUUCCUCACCCGAUGGACCUCUAUCCAAACAACGCCCUCAGAGUGCCAUGAUGCGCCCACCUCGAAGUUACAGCCGCAUGAGCCAAAGCAGUAAGCAGAAUGCCAGCAGAUUGUCGGAUGAAGAUAGCAAUACGUCUGUCAAAGUUGCCGUUCGUGUCCGACCUCCGCUCGGUCCUACUGACCCCGGCUUCGACCUGAUCCCCCAACGUUUCCAGAAAUCUAUGGUCCAGGUGACUACGCCCACGAGUCUCGGUGUCGAUUCGCCGCAAGGCCGCAAGCUCUUCAUCUUCGAUCGCGUAUUCGGCGAGGACACUACUCAGAAAGGCGUCUGGGAAUACCUACAAGACAGUGUCGAGUCGUUUCUUCAAGGGUACAAUGUCUCAAUUCUCGCAUACGGCCAAUCUGGAUCGGGCAAAAGCCACACAAUGGGCACGUCAGGCCCCUCAGAUCAGCGCGACGUUGCCACGAGGGGUGUCAUUCCCCGCGCCGCGCAGCACAUGUUUGAUACUCUGGGAGGAAAUCGGCCGGCCCACAGCAGGACGAACUCAGGUAUCACAGGUCUCAAGGCUCCUAAUCGCUACUCGGUGAGUAGUCUCAAUCACGUCCUCCAGGGCUCCAAGAAUGGGCCCGAUCAGGACUGGGAGAUGACGGUGACAUAUGUGGAAAUCUACAACGAGCAGCCCCGCGAUCUACUGCUCCCAGAAGCCACACCACUUUAUGAGCGCCCAAACGUCCAGAUUCGUGAAGAUCCCCGUGGCCGCAUCUUCGUGGAAGGCCUCAAGUCUGUCAGAGUCAACUCCAUUGAUGAGCUCAUGGGUGUCCUCAACCACGGUUCCACCAUCAGACAAACAGAUGCGACCGCUAUCAACGCGCGCUCGUCAAGAUCUCACGCUGUGUUCACUAUCAACCUCCGGAGAAGCAAGCUCCAGUCAGCCCCAACUGCUCCCAAGGACAAGCGAAUGUCUAUGCCCAUCGAUGCCCUCACGAAUGCCGACGGGCCCGUCAUCACAGUCGAGAGCAAGCUGCACUUUGUCGAUCUGGCUGGAAGCGAGCGUCUCAAGAAUACGCAAGCGACUGGUGAUCGUGCCAGGGAAGGUAUCUCUAUCAACGCUGGACUUGCCAGCCUGGGGAAGGUCAUUUCCCAGCUCUCAACGCGAUCUGCUGGCAUGCAUGUUUCUUACAGAGACUCUAAAUUGACCCGUAUGCUUCAGGAUUCGCUGGGUGGCAACGCCAUCACCUACAUGAUUGCCUGUGUUACUCCAGCUGAAUUCCAUCUCAGCGAGACUCUCAACACUGUCCAGUACGCGCAGCGUGCUCGGAAUAUUCAGAGCAAGCCCAAGAUCCAGCAGGUCAACGAUGACAGCGACAAGCAAGCUGUGAUUGAUCGACUCCGUACUGAGGUUGCCUUUUUAAGGCAACAAAUUCGCAGCGCCGAGACUGGUGAGCGCCGUCCUGCUGCUGUUCUUGAACGUUUGGAUCGUCCCAGCGAGAGAGAGUCAGAUCUGCAGAAUCAAUUGCUAGACGUACAAGAGAGCUACACGUCGUUGAGUCAGCGACAUGCGAAGCUCAUUUCAGAGCUAGCGAAAUCUGGUGGAGACGUCAACGAACUCAACUCAGUUACCGGCGAGAGCGCAAUCUCGAGACUCAAGCGGUCACAGGCUCAACAGCAGCAAAUCGAGCAAAUGGUCCUCGAAUAUGAAAAGACCAUCCAAACUAUGGAAGCGAAUCUCUCCACGACCAGAUCGCACCUGUCCACUACAGAAAGCACCCUGCUCGAGAAAGAGACCAAAUGUGCCUAUGCCGAGACGAUGAAUCACCAGCUCACCACUCGCGUACAGAAACUUAUGGAUCGCGAGGGCAAUAUGGAGCAGUAUGUCCAUGACCUCGAGGCCAGACUUGAGGAUCAGAGCUCUGGAAGCGAGAAGAGCGACGCCAUUCUGGCUGACCUCCGCAAAGAGAUGGCCAGAAUCCGAGAGAGCGAGAGCAAUGCUGAAGACUACAUUUGCACUCUCGAGGAGCGUCUAGCUGAGGCCGACCAAGACAUGGACAUCAUGCAGCGUGAGGUCGAGCGACUCGAGCAUCUGGUCGACCGACAACGCAGCCUUGGCAAGCUUGACAACCUUCUUUACGAGCUCGAUCAUGUUCAGCGCAAUGACACUAAGAAUUCGAAGCAGAAGCAUGUCCGCGCCAAGUCAGGUAGACCGGAGCCAUUGACACCGAACGGAGUGCACAAGAUGGAGCGAGACACAGUGGUCGAAGGUGCCGAAGAAGUCGAGCUCCCAGAAGAGGACAAGGAUGAUUUGCAGGAGCCGCAGGAGCCGAGUGUCCAAGAACAGCCGGCAGAGCAACGACCUGAGGCGGAGACUGACAAGCAGGGAUUGGAGCAGCUUGAGAAGGCUACCGCACUAUCGCCGCCUCGAUCCUCUGAUGCAGAUGAGCUGCUUCCUAGCCCCGCUCAGGAAAAGUUCGUCGCUGAGAAGUUCGAAUCUUUGAGCCAUGAGCUCUUCGACCUGCGUAUCGAGCACGAGUCUACCGUCAACCAGCUGGAGCUGAUGUCUGCCAAGUAUCAAGAAGCUCUCCGUGCUCUCGCUGAGAUGCAGCAAGAUUCCAUGGACGAGGCCCGGCACGCACCCCAACAAGACCCCGACAACAGUCCCAUGCCGGACGCUCACCCGGCAACUUUUUUAGAAGACGCAAGAAUACAGGACAGCCGAAAUGGCGGACACUUGUCAUCUUCGCGUUCGCUCUCUUCGGAAUUGUCCUUGGCUGGGGAGUCGCAUACAUCAGCAGACACCGACAUCACUCCCGUCUCUAAGCAGCAACCGUCCGGAGAAGUUGCCUCCAAGGAGAUCGAGCGACUUCAGAGUCUUCUGGCUGAGCACGAGCGUGAGAAAAGUGCGGUUGUGGAGCAGUACAGCGCUCUCGAAGCCGAGCACAAGGAUGCUCUCAGCACAGUCGAGAAGCUCAAGACGGAAGUCAGCAAGGCUACUCGCCCAGGCUCGCCUAGCCCGAGCACUAUGCAUCCUGGCGUACUCAGACGCAUGACUUCGCUACCAAAUUCAGGCGUCGAUCGUGGUCAGCGAUCUAUCGUCUCCCUUCGUACCAUUUUGGCGGAGGAGUUGGACGACAAGCCCGAUCGACUGGAGGCUCUUGAGGUGCACCUGACCUCCGCAGGCCACGAGCUCCAGACGCGCAAAGAUCGGAUUGAUGCCCUGGAGGCCGACGUCAAGAACGCUAAGCGGGAGAUGGACAUGAAGACGACCAUCAUCUCAGGUCUCACGCGCGAACGCAACAGCAUGAAGGCUGGGUCUCCGGUCGACCUGUCCAUGGUGUCUCAGAUGCGUGAUCAGCUGAUUCAGAAGGAGACCGAGCUCAAGUCGCUGCAUGAAAGCUACUAUAAGAGGGAGCAGGAACUGCAGGACGAAUUGCGCAAUUUGCAAACCGAGCGCUCUAGUCAGCAAUCUCCUUCCGUGCCGCAGGAAUCCAGUGAGACGCAAGACCGUAUCAAAGGCCUCGAGAUGCAGCUGGAGGAUAUUACUACCAAGCACGACGCAGCAAAAGGCUUGGCUGAUGAGUCUGCUCGACAACUCGCAGUCACCAAAGCCGAGCUCAGCACGGCGCUAGCUUCGGUUGAGACUAUCAAAGCUUCACACCGGGGAGUCGACGGUGCUUCGCCCGAGCCUGAAGCCGCCGCCAGCGCUUUCAAGGAGGAGCGGGAGAAUUAUGAGCAACUUGUCCAGGGACUCAGAGAUGCGCUUGAUGAACAGCAAUCGUUGACCACAUCCCAGAAGGAGAAAAUUGCCGAACUUGUCGAGCUGCACACUCAGAUGAGCAAGGAUGCUGCCGCCCUGUCCCAGCAACUCAAGUCAAGCGACGCACAAGUCGCGAGCUUGAAGCCUCGUAUUGGUGAGCUGGAGACUGAGCUCAAGGAGGCCAAGUCAGCUGUCGAGUUCCACAAGCAUGGACUUAAGUCGCUCCACGAUGCUCACGCCAACGAGAUCGAGGAAAUGAAGCUGUCCCAUGCCGGCCAACUCGCAACUUACGAUGACACGAUUGCCGAGUUAAAUGCCAAGCACGACAAGCUUAACAGGUCAUACAGUGACGAUGUCUCUGGCAGCAGAGAUAUCCUCGACAGUGUGGUGCGGGAUGCACAGAAAGCUCUGGGUCAUCCCACCACUGCUGAUAUGCUUGCCAACCACAUUCAGGAUCUGGCUGAGGAGAAGGCAGCAAUCGCGGCGAGCGUUAAACGUCUUCAAGGUACCAACUUGGAGCUCGAACGCCAACUAACCGGCCGUCAGAACCUGCAAGAGCUCGAGGCGGAGAUCGAGGCGCUGAACACCAAGGUGGCCAAUUACCAGGAUACUAUUCGCAACCUGGCCAACGAAGUGGGUAACCACGAAGAGGCCAGCCGUGAGAAAGACAUUUUGAUCAAGAAGCAUGAAGCUGCUAUUGAUGAUCUCAACGAAGAGAAGGUCAAGAAGAACGAUCUGAUUGAAGAGCUGGAGCAGCAGCUUCAGAACAGCUUCGACCAGCACCAUAACCGCGUAUCGGUGAUCCAGGCCCAAGGCAACCAAGCUCUGGUUGAAGCACAACACCGGAUUGCACUGUUGGAGAAAGACUUGGGAGGCGCACAGCGGGCCUCGUACAACGACUCGGACCAAGGGUCACGUACCAACACGAUGAAGUCGCAGCGGCCUCAGUCUCCCCCGAUUACGGAUGCUCAGCAGCGGUCCAAUUCGCUGUCUUCUAAUCUACGCAAGUCAGCAUCGAUCGCGUCGCUGCCCUCGCCGCCACCAGCUAUUCCCCUUCCUCCACUUCCAACUCUCCCUGGUAUCCAGAACGCUGCGGCCAGCAACCCAUCACCUCCACAGUCCCGGCAUACCUCCAAGGAGGUCACGCUAUCGCAGCCUCCGAACUCGGGCACCAAGGACCGGGACUCUGCAUCGGCGGAGAAGCUCAAACGUCAGUCGGCGCUCAUUGAGGAUCAAGAAGGGCGGAUCCGAACGAUCGAGAAGCACCUGCAUGCAGAGAAGCAACUCACGGCGACUCUCGAGGAGGCGCUCGUGGAUCUCGAGACGCAAUCGAAUAAGCUCCGGGCUGAUGCCGAGGGGUGGAAGAAGAAGGCUUGGGCAAUGGAGGAGGAGAUUACUGGGCUCAAGAAAGAGAAGAAGAGCGAGCGACUGAGCGUGCAAGCAGUCGAGGAAGAAGUCAAGAAGCGACGGGAAGCCGAGGCUGCCCGAGCUCAACUGGAAGAGCGGAUGAGGUUGCUGACGGUUGGAGACAAGAAGAAGAAGAAGGGUGGUGGACUGAACUGCUUCUAG